This is a messenger RNA of Calliphora vicina (urban bluebottle blowfly), 9469 nucleotides long. RefSeq names its product Fatty acid synthase 1 (gene FASN1). Gene Ontology annotation, biological process: fatty acid biosynthetic process. The transcript has 4 exons. The record is from RefSeq and is a predicted model, not a curated record. NCBI's taxonomy places the organism in Eukaryota, Metazoa, Arthropoda, Insecta, Diptera, Calliphoridae. Gene Ontology annotation, molecular function: 3-oxoacyl-[acyl-carrier-protein] synthase activity; oxidoreductase activity; phosphopantetheine binding. Bases 1056 to 8333 code for a protein of 2425 amino acids.
UUUCAGACCAAUUUUAUAGUGGGUUAAAUGUGCGCUAACAUUAGCAGUUUUAAAUUAGUCUUCAUUGACAGUUCAAAACGAAUAGACGUUUAACAUUUUGAGGAUCUACCUACAAUUCCUAAAAUCGCUAUUCACAUUUUGAAGCUGAAGUUCUGUGAGGACUACUUACAUACAUAUUAAUAAUUCCAUUUAAAAACGGAUUAUAGCUACAUAUAUAACACAAAAUAAAUAUUAUUAUUGCAUAUUUGAAAUAUUUAAACUAUAACAAACAACAAAAGUAACGGAAUUUUAUUAAAAAACCGCUACAAGAAAUAUAAAAACAAAAUAAAAGUGUUAAAAUAAACUCAAUAAAAGAAAAUAAAAAACAAAUCAAGUGAAAAACUUAAAUCACAAAAGAAACUCUAAAAAACAAAAGAAAAUUUCAAAAUCAAUAAAUUUGUUUUUGGAAAUUUACAACGUCAUAAAUUGGAAUCUUGUUGAAGUUUAAUUUGUUAAAUUAACUGAACCUUGUGCUUUACUUUACUGGACCUACGGUAUAGCACUCUUUAGUUAGUUUUUCGUGCUGAAUAACUACAACAACCCCAACAAAUAGAAUAAUCAAGCAACCUUUAAGGACUUUGCCAACAACAGCAAGAAAAGAAAAAAGUUUCUGAAUUUCAUAAAAGUCGCCUGAUUUUAAGCUUUUUUUCAAACUGUUGAAAUCCGAGAAUAAGAUUCAUUCUGUACAAACUGUUCACCAAACGCAACAACAUUCAGUCAAUAGCCAAAAUAACGUUAAUUCAUCAUCAUCGCCAUCUCUGCAAAAAUCUGGUAACAAAGGCAAAUCUGCAAAUCGUCGUAAAAAGAGACGCAAUAAACAGCAACGAAAUUCUACGCCAACGCAACAGGAUAUCCAACUGCAACAAAACGAACAAACUGAUCAGAUAGUAGUGGUAGUUAAAGAGACAAACGCAAACAGCAACACAUCUCUAUUGUCAUCGACUACAGCAGCAUUCAACGCAACCAAUUCAAAUUCAAUUAAUUCAAACGACGCAACUAAUCAUCUAAUCAACAAUAUGCCUGCCCGUUUUGCUGAUGAUGUUAUAAAUGAGAGCGCCGACCGUAAUGUCCCCCAUGACCAUCUGCAGGGACGUUUCGGUGCGCGUUCAAGCGGAGCCAUGACUACCAGUGAUAUUGCUAUUACUGGUUUCUCUGGCCGUCUGCCCGAGAGUUCCAACAUCGAUGAGUUCAAGAAGAAUCUCUUCGAAGGUGUGGACAUGGUAAAUGAUGAUCCCAGAAGAUGGGAAAAAGGCUUGUACGGUUUGCCCGAUCGCAUUGGUAAAAUCAAGGAUGAAGAUUUGGAACAUUUCGAUCAGCAAUUCUUUAGUGUACAUCAAAAGCAGGCCGAAUGCAUGGAUCCCCAAAUGAGAAUGCUAUUGGAGUGUACUUACGAGGCUAUUAUUGAUUCCGGUGUUAAUCCCUCGGAAAUCAGAGGUUCACGCACUGGUGUAUACAUUGGUGUUUCGGCUUCGGAAACCGAACAAUAUUGGACUGCCGACCAAGAUCGUGUCAAUGGUUAUGGUUUGACCGGUUGCGCCAGAGCUAUGUUUGCCAAUCGUGUUUCCUAUACUUUUGACUUCAAAGGACCCAGUUACAGUGUUGACACCGCUUGUUCCAGUUCUUUGUAUGCCUUGGAACAGGCCUUCUCCGACAUGCAAGCCGGCAAAUGUGAUUCGGCUGUCGUUGCUGGUUUAGGUGUUAUUUUGAAGCCCACCAUGUCUUUGCAAUUCAAGCGUCUUAACAUGUUGAGUCCCGAUGGUAUGUGCAAAGCAUUCGACGAGUCUGGAAAUGGCUAUGUUAGAUCCGAUGGUUGUGUGGUCAUCUUUUUGCAAAAGACCAGCCAAUCCAAGCGUGUUUAUGCCACCGUCUUGAAUGUUCGUACCAACACUGACGGUUACAAGGAAAUGGGCAUUACUUAUCCCGAUGGCAAAAUGCAAAACCGUUUGAUUAGAGAAACCUAUGAAGAAAUCAACUUGGAUCCCAACGAUGUGGUCUAUGUUGAAGCUCACGGCACUGGUACUAAAGUAGGCGACCCUCAAGAAGUCAACUCUAUAACUGAUUUCUUCUGCAAGAAUCGUCAAACUCCUUUGCUCAUUGGCUCAGUCAAGUCCAAUAUGGGUCACUCCGAACCCGCUUCUGGUGUUUGUUCGAUUGCCAAGGUAUUGAUUGCCAUGGAAGAAGGUGUUAUUCCCGCCAAUUUGCAUUACCAAAGUCCCAAUCCUGAUCUAUACGGUUUAAUGGAUGGCCGCUUGAAGGUGGUUGACAAGAAUCUUCCCUGGGAAGGUGGUAUUGUUGGUAUCAACUCAUUCGGUUUUGGCGGUGCCAAUGCCCACGUUAUUCUGAAGUCCAAUCCUAAGCCCAAGGCUAUUACUCCUACUGUAGGACCACCAAAAAUGGUCGUUUGUUCCGGUCGUACUUUCGAUGCUGUCCAAGAGCUGUUGGAAGAUGCUACAGCCCACAGAGAUGAUGAUGAAUACUUGGCUUUGAUCAACGACAUCCACUCCAAGAACAUCCCUCUCCACUACUACCGUGGCUAUUGCGUUAUGGACACCAAGGGUUCGUUGCAACGUGAGGUCGUUGAAUUCAAUGAUGAGAAUCGUCCCGUUUGGUAUAUUUACUCCGGCAUGGGCAGUCAAUGGGCCAGUAUGGCUAAGGAUCUAAUGCAUUUUGAAGUUUUUGCCAACUCUAUCCACAGAUGUGCUGAGGCUUUAAGACCAGAAGGCAUUGAUUUGGUCGAUGUUUUAACCAGAUCCACCGAACAAAGUUUCGACAACAUUUUGAACUCCUUCAUUUCGAUCGCUGCUAUGCAAAUUGCUUUGACCGAUCUUCUAACUUCGCUCAAUAUCAAACCUGAUGGCAUUGUGGGCCAUUCCGUAGGUGAAUUAGGUUGUGCUUAUGCCGAUGGCUGCUUUACACCCGAACAAACUGUGUUGGCUGCUUACUGGAGAGGCAAAAGCAUUCAAGAUACCAAAUUGCCCCCCGGCAAAAUGGCUGCUAUUGGUUUAGACUGGGAAGAAGCACACAAACGUAUGCCCGCUGAUUGUUUCCCUGUUUGCCACAACAGUGGCGAUAACUGCACCAUUUCUGGCCCAGAAGCAUCGAUUGACGCUUUGGUUGCCCAACUCUCCUCAGAAGGUAUCUUUGCUAAGGCCGUCAAAUCAUCUGGUUACGCUUUCCACAGCAAAUAUAUCGCUGAUGCUGGACCAAAAUUGCGCAAGAGCUUGGAGAAAAUCAUUCCCAAUGCCAAGAACCGUACAAGCAGAUGGAUUAGUACCAGUAUUCCCGAAUCCGCAUGGAAUACACCUGUAGCUAAACAAUCUUCGGCUGCUUAUCACGUGAACAAUUUACUUUCGCCAGUUUUGUUCUACGAGGCUUUACAACAUAUCCCCCAGAACGCUAUUGCUAUUGAGAUUGCUCCCACCGGUUUAUUGCAAGCCAUUCUCAAGAGAGCUUUGGGCCCCGAAGCCACCAAUGUCAGUUUGGUGAAACGCGGCCAUGAGAACAAUGUUGAAUUUUUGUUGAUGAACAUUGGUAAAAUUUAUGCUGCCGGUUCCCAACCUCAGGUAUUGACUAUGUUCAAACCAAUUUCAUAUCCCGUGGGCCGUGGUACCCCUAUGUUGAAUUCCAAGGUCGGCUGGGAUCAUUCGCAAAAAUGGAUUGUUCCCAAAUAUGGCAAAGAAACAACUUCGGGCGAAACUAUCAUCGAAAUCAAUUUGGGCAAAGAAGACGACACCUUCUUGGCUGGACACACCAUUGAUGGUAGAAUUUUAUUCCCAGCUACUGGUUACAUGACCUUGGCCUGGAUGACCUUUGCCAAGAUGAAGGGCAUGGAAUUUGAAAAGUGCCCCGUUGUUAUGGAAAAUAUCGUAUUCCACAGAGCUACCAUCCUAAACAAGGAAGGUGUGGUCAAAUUCGGUCUUAACUUCUUCGAUGGCACCGGCAACUUUGAAAUCUGCGAGGGUGGCAGUUUAGCUGUUUCCGGUAAAAUUUCCAUUCCCGAAGACAUUGAAAGAGAAGAAUUGCCAUUGGACGGUUUGACAGCCAGUACUUUGGGCAAAGAAUUGAACACUAAUGACGUCUACAAGGAGUUGAGACUUCGUGGCUACGAUUACUCCGGCAUUUUCAGAGGCAUUGUUAAAUCCGAUACCGUGGCCAAUGCCGGCCAAUUGCAAUGGGUAGGCAACUGGAUCAGUUUUAUGGAUACUAUGCUGCAAUUCAGUAUCUUAAGCAAGAACUUGAGAGAAUUGUACUUGCCUACUCGUAUUGAGAAGGCCGUUCUUAACCCAACUAAACAUUUGGAGGAAAUGUCGAAAAUGUCUGCAGAAUAUCUAACACAGAACGGUGUACCCGUUUAUAUGUAUGGCGAUAUUAAUGUCAUCAAGAGUGGUGGUGUCGAGAUGAGAGGAUUGAAAGCCUCAUUGGCCUCAAAGAGACCUGGCACCCAAAAUCCCCCUACCUUGGAACGUUACACUUUCGUACCCAACGUCAACCAUGCUGAAUUACAUGAAAACUCCGAAAAAUCCCGCUUGCAAGCCUUGACAGUGGCUCUCCACACAAUCAUUGAAAACUCGCAGGGCGCCAUCAAAAUCAAGGGUGUUGAAUUGGCUAAUGGCCGCAAUCCUGAUGUCCUCAUGGCUGCAAAAUUGCUACAAAUCAUUGAAGGAGAACCCACUAUUACCGCUGAUAUCGCUGUUGCAACUUAUAACAACAACGAGGAGACUAUUGCCUCAACUUUAGGUGCCGAAUCGGGUGUACGCAUUAUAUCCAAAAAUAUUCUUGAAGAACCGGUAGAGCAGAACUGUCAUUUCCUUUAUGCUUUGGAUGUUUUGUCGAGACCUGAUACUAUGAUUUUGGAAAACAGCAAGGCCACCAUUAAAGAUAAUGGUUUCCUCAUCUUUGAAGAGUCUACCACAUCAUACAACAAGUCUGGUCGUGCAUUGUUGAACAAGUCCGGUUUAACCGUUGUGACUGAGCAAGUUAUUGGAGGCUCCCAUAUUUUGGUAAUGGCACGCAAACCUGUUGACUUGAAGCUACGUGAAGCUGUCGUAGUCCAAGUCACCGAAACCAACUUCAACUGGUUGGAUGACCUUAAAGAAGCUUUGGCUAAGGCUGCCGAAAUUGAACGUUACGUCUAUGUUGUUUGCCAAGGAGAAGAACUAUUCGGUGCUAUUGGUUUUAUGAACUGUAUUAAAAAUGAAAAUGGUGGAAAAUUGGCACGCUUGGUCUUUAUUCAAGAUAAGAACGCUGAAAAAUUCUCGCUCACCAGUAAAUUGUAUGCAGAACAAUUGUCCAAGGAUCUUAUUACCAACGUUUUGAAGAACUCCACCUUUGGCACUUUCCGUCACUUGAAGUUGGAGACUGAUGUGGCCACUUUGCAAGUUGAGCAUGCUUAUGUCAAUGCUCUAACAAAGGGUGAUCUUGCUUCGCUGAAAUGGAUUGAAGCCCCCCAGAUUAACGCUGGCUUGUUGGAUGACAAAUCGGAAUUGUGCACUGUUUACUAUGCUCCCAUUAACUUCCGUGACGUCAUGUUGUCCUCAGGCAAACUUUCAGCCGAUGCUUUGCCCGGUGAUUUGGCCCAACAGGACUGUGUCUUGGGUUUGGAGUUUGCUGGUCGCGAUUCUAAGGGUCGCAGAAUUAUGGCUAUGGUGCCCGCCAAAUCUAUGGCUACCACCUGCGUGGCCUCCAAGAAUAUGAUGUGGGAGAUACCCGACAACUGGACUAUGGAAGAAGCCUCAACUGUACCCUGUGUUUAUGCCACCGUCUACUACGCUUUGUUGGUGCGCGGUCAAAUGAAGAAGGGAGAAAAGAUCUUGAUUCACGCCGGUUCUGGUGGUGUGGGUCAAUCGGCCAUUUCCAUUGCCUUGCAUCAUGGCUUGACUGUCUUCACCACCGUUGGCAGCAAGGAAAAGAGAGAAUUCUUGAAGAAACGUUUCCCUCAACUCAAGGACAGCCAUAUUGGCAACUCUCGUGACUGCUCAUUCGAGCAAAUGAUUAUGCGUGAAACCCAAGGCCGCGGUGUAGAUUUGGUCUUGAACUCUUUGGCCGAAGAAAAACUUCAAGCUUCCGUACGCUGCUUGGGCUUGAAUGGCCGUUUCCUUGAAAUCGGAAAAUUCGAUUUGAGCAACAACUCGCCUUUGGGCAUGUCCGUGUUCCUCAAGAACACCUCAUUCCAUGGUAUUCUUUUGGACAGUGUCAUGGAAGGUGAAGAGGCCAUGCAAAACCAAGUUGUAAACUUGGUGGCUGAAGGCAUCAAGUCAGGCGCCGUCAGACCUUUGCCCACUUCAGUUUUCAACGAACAUCAAGUUGAGUCCGCUUUCCGUUUCAUGGCUUCCGGCAAACACAUCGGCAAAGUUGUCGUCAAGGUCAGAGAUGAAGAGGAUGGUCGUAAAACGGUAAAACCCACAGCUCGUUUGGUUAAUGCCAUACCUCGUACCUACAUGCAUCCCGAAAAGAGCUACAUCAUCGUUGGUGGUUUGGGCGGUUUUGGUCUCGAACUUACCAACUGGUUGGUUACCAGAGGAGCCAAAUAUCUAGUACUCACCUCCAGAUCCGGCGUUAAGACUGGCUAUCAAUCCCUUAUGAUCAGAAGAUGGCAACAGCGAGGUGUCAAGGUGUUGGUAGACACCAGCGAUGUAACCAGUGCCAAGGGCUGCCAACAACUGCUAGAAAAUGCCAACAAAUUGGCUUUAGUAGGCGGUAUUUUCAAUUUGGCUGCUGUACUUAGAGAUGCCCUGCUCGAAGAUCAAACCGUUAAAGAUUUCGAAACUGUCUGCGAAUCAAAGGUACAAGGCACCAAAUACUUGGAUCAAUUCUCCAGAGCCAUGUGCUCCGAACUCGAUUACUUUGUCUGCUUCUCAAGUGUGUCUUGCGGUCGUGGUAAUAUUGGUCAAACUAAUUACGGUCUGGCCAACUCUGCCAUGGAGCGUAUCUGUGAAUUGAGACAGGCCAGCGGAUUCCCUGGCUUGGCCAUACAAUGGGGUGCUAUUGGUGACACUGGUUUGGUUAUUGAAAAUCUGGGCGACAACGAUACAGUUAUUGGAGGAACUUUGCCACAAAGAAUGACCUCAUGCCUACAAACUAUUGACUUCUUCCUGCAACAGCCCCACCCUGUCUUGGCUUCUAUGGUAGUGGCCGAGAAACGCAAAUCCGACCAAGCCGGAGGUGUCAGUUUAAUUGCCUGUGUUGCCAACAUUUUGGGCUUAAGAGACACCAAGAAUGUACAAGAUUCAGCUUCUUUGGCUGAUUUGGGUAUGGAUUCCCUAAUGGGCGCCGAAAUCAAACAAACCUUGGAGCGUAACUUUGACAUUGUAAUGUCUCCCCAAGAAAUCAGACAGUUGACAUUCGGUCAAUUGAAACAACUUAGUGGUGGUGUCGAAGGCAACGAAGCUGCCGCCUCUCCUGCAUCUCCAGUCCACAGAACACCCAGCCCAAGUCCAUUUGGUGAUGGCACCCAGGUGGUAUUCACCACAGAACUUAUGCCCACUCAAGCUAUCGUACGCCUACAAUCUGCUGCUCCUGCCGACUCCAAGAAACGUCCUCUCUUCGUGGUCUCCCCCAUAGAAGGUUUUGCCGAUGCUCUUAAACAAUUGGCCUCCCGUUUGGAUUGUCCCGUCUACGGUCUACAGUGUACUGCUGAAGCCAAUCUCGAUUCCAUCGACACCUUGGCCGAUUUCUAUUUGCAACAAAUACGCACUGUCCAACCUAAGGGUCCCUAUGCCAUUGCCGGCUACUCGUUCGGUGCUCUAGUGGCCUUCGUCAUGGUGCUCCACUUGGAGAACCUCAAGGAAAAGGCCCGUCUAGUUAUGUUAGACGGUGCCCCCAAGUAUGUCAACUGGUAUACCACCAGCUUUAAGCAACGCUUGAAUACUUCCGAUGAUCAAAAUGAAGCCUACGGUUUGGCCUACUUCGGUAUGGUUGUGGCCAAUAUCGAUUACAGUUUGGUAGCCAAGGUGUUGCUGAAUAUACCAACAUGGGAGACCAAGGUAGCUAAAUGUGCGGAAAUCGUUGCUGCCGAAAUUAACCAGCCAACAGAUUUGAUUGUACAAGCUGCUACAUCAUUCUACAAGAAGUUGCUGGCUGCCGAUAAAUACGUACCCUCCACCAAAGUGUCGUGCGAUGUUACUCUAGUCAAACCCACUGAAAACUAUGCCAAAUUAGAAAAAGACUAUGGUCUUAAUGAGGUCUGUCAGAAAUCUGUGAAUGUUUUGACCGUUGAAGGCAACCAUCGUACGUUCUUGGUGGAAGAAAAGUCAUUGCAAAAGAUAGAGAGCAUAUUGAAUAAUAUCAUCAAUUAAAAUUAAAUCCACACAACAACACAAACAGCCAACAAAACUGAGAAAAUUUCUAUUUUCGAAAUUUUUCUUUAACCUCAAACUUAACAUUAAUUUUCAUUAAGAAAACAAACAAACGCACAUUUCAUGUCAUGUCAUUUCAUACAUUUAUUCAUUCAUUUAAGGCAUAAACCAAAUUUUAGAAUAUGUAUUUGCAUUCCACACAUAAUAAUUAUGGGUUAAAUUGCAAAUUGUUAACAAAAUUAAAAAAAAGAAAAACAUCACAUACAUAUGUAUAAUUAUAAUAUUGUUAAAGGAAUCGUUCGUUUUAUCACACCAGCAAACAACUACAAAAAUGCACAUUAAAUGUUCAUUUUUUUAUAUAGUUUUCUUUUGCACUUAACAAAAAUCUUACUUAGUUUAGUAGUCUACCUCUUUCUAAACGUUUUGUAACUUGUUAUCUACACCAUUGAUGAGUGCUUGUUUAGGUUGUGCUUUUCAUGUAGGUCCAACUUUUGAUUACAACUUAAACGACCAUUCAUCGGUGGUAUCUUUAAAAAGAUAUCGUUUAUAUUUCAUUAAUUUGUUAAUAUACCGCUUUCUUGGUAUAUUAUAACACAUUUACAAACACAUUCCUUAAACAAUCUAACCACCAACCAAACAAAUAAUCUACUAUACGUUUAAUAAUUAUAAGUUUUUUUAUAAUCUACCAAAUAAUUUAAAUUUAAUAUCGUUUUGUGAUUACUUUUAGUUGAUUUUUUUUUUAUAUUUUUAUAGUUUCUCAAAAAUCCUUACUAAUUUUAAGUUGUUCUAUUUCUUUUUUUGAUUCGUAUAAUAUUAUAUUUUCCACAUUUUUGAUAAUUUAAUAAAAAUUUAAAACAAAUUUCAACGUAAAAAUAAAAUAAAAAAAAAUAACAUAAUAAAUGUAUGUAUAUUUAGAUAUUUUGCACUAAACAUUUUUAAAUUGAUAUUAUUAUUAUUAUAUAUUGUGAAAAUUAUUCAAAUAAGUGGAUAUAUAACUAUAUACGUUUAUGUAUGUAAAGAAAUAAUAUUCAAAAAUGAAUUUAUUAACAAAACAAAAAGAAACAAAACAAAGAAUUAAUUAUAAAUGUAUACUAUAUAUUUAUAGAAAUAAAAAUAAAGGAAAUUUAAAAAAAAAA